AUGACGCUAAUUUGCGUGAGACCACAAUCUAAAAAAUUAAAAUACAGUUUUCAAAUAUUACAACUUAGUUUUAAACAAAAGCAAAGAAUGACGGCCCACGAUCAGAUGAAAGCAAUGCUUGAUCAAUUAAUGGGAACCGGGAGAAAUGGUGAAAAUAACAGAUAUCAUGUCAAAUUUACGGACGCAAAAGUUUGUAAAAGUUUUUUACUCAACUGCUGCCCACAUGAAAUUCUGGCUUCUACACGGAUGGAUUUAGGAGAUUGUCAAAAAAUUCACGAUCUAGCUCUCCGUGCUGAUUAUGAACAAGCAGCCAAAACUCGGGAUUAUCAUUAUGAUAUAACGGCAAUGGAACAUUUACAAUCUUUUAUUGGGGAUUGCGAUCGUCGAACAGAACAAGCAAAGCAACGUCUCGCGGAGACACAAGAAGAAUUGUCUGCCGAAGUUGCUCAAAAAGCCAACAAAGUUCACGAAUUAGCCGAGCAAAUUGGUGAGAAACUUGCUCGCGCAGAACAGCUUGGAGCUGAAGGGCUAGUGGAAGAAAGUAUGAAAUUGAUGGGAGAAUUGGAAGAUCUUCGUAAAAAAAAGGCUUUAGCGGAGCAAGAAUACAGGAACUCGAUGCCGGCGAGUAGUUAUCAACAGCAAAAGUUGAGGGUGUGCGAAGUUUGCUCUGCUUAUUUGGGAAUUCACGACAAUGACAAACGAUUGGCCGAUCACUUUGGUGGAAAACUUCAUUUAGGAUUUAUAAAAAUUAGAGAAAAGUUAGCAGAGCUCGAAAAAGCAGUAGAAGCCCGAAGAAAUCAAAGAAGCGAUAGGAGUCGCGAGAGAGAUAGAGAUGAAAGACAAAAGGAAAGAGAUAGGAGAGAUAGAGAUGAUAAAAGAGAAAGAGACAGAGAUAGAUCCAGUCGCGAUCGUUCCAGUCGGGAUAGAGAUCGACAUAGGGAUCGGAGUCGACACGAACGUUCGACUUCUAGAUCUCAUAGACGUUCAAGAAGUGAUAGUCGAGACAGGAGUAGUCGAUCAUCUCGAUCUCACAGAUCCAGAUCAAGGGAAAGGCGUAGAGAUAGGGAUUCGGAUCGUAAAAGGAAACUGGAGCGGGAAAAUGGAGAUUCCAGGAUUUACAUGAAUGAUGAUGAUGAUAAUAAUAUAGAUGGGAAAAGAAUAAACGAAUUGACUCGAAUAUGUGAAACAGAUGAACAUUCUCAACUGGAUCUUCAAGAUAUGGAUGAAUCCAAUGAUUAA
Messenger RNA from Pediculus humanus corporis (human body louse), 1239 nucleotides. RefSeq lists its product as uncharacterized. Gene Ontology annotation, molecular function: mRNA binding. Lineage: Eukaryota; Metazoa; Arthropoda; Insecta; Psocodea; Pediculidae. Gene Ontology annotation, biological process: mRNA splice site recognition. The transcript has 7 exons. Bases 1 to 1239 code for a protein of 412 amino acids. The record is from RefSeq and is a predicted model, not a curated record. Gene Ontology annotation, cellular component: U2-type prespliceosome; U1 snRNP.